UCUCAGUGAAUCCGACACAUGUGUUCCACACAUCGCGUUGUAAAAAGCGCAUGAGUUCUGAAACACCGUGGAUGAGGCUUUAAGUGAACGGACUGGUCAAGAUGCUGAGUGAGUCAGACGCCAAAGAGCUGUUGUCUUUUCUCAAGCUGGACAUGCGUCCUGACGUAAAGGGCCAAGCCACAGAGUAUAUCCUGGGACUCACUGGAAACCGGGACGGUUGCCGUUACCUGCGGACUAAACCUGAUUUCCUGCGCGCUCUGCUCACACUCACUGCAGACUCCUCGGUCGCUAUCGUUAAAGACUGUUACCAUGCGCUUAUCAACCUCUCUGCCGACGAGACACUUCAUCAGGUUAUGGUUAAAGAGACGGACAUCCUGCCCACCCUGCUCAAGAACCUUCUAGACCCCAAGUACAUGUUCUCGGACCGUAUUUGUACAAUCAUCUCAAACUUGUCCCGUCACGAGAAGACGUGUAGAGAGGUGUUCAGAGCCAUUCAGGAGCAUAAUAUAGGACUGGCGAAACUCGUGGAGAUAUUCUGCACGGAAGGCUACAACAAGCACGCGUCUCUUCACUACCUGGGUCCCUUACUGUCCAACCUCACUCAGUUACCCGAGACGCGACACUUCAUCCUGGACAAAGAGAGGUGCGUUGUGCAGAGACUCCUCCCAUACACGCAGUACGAAGCCUCCACAGUCAGACGCGGGGGAGUGGUGGGAACGCUCAGAAACUGUUGUUUUGAUUACGCUCAUCAUGAGUGGUUGCUAAGUGAUGAGGUGGACAUUUUGCCCUUUCUGUUGCUACCGCUAGCAGGGCCGGAAGAACUAACUGAUGAAGAGAAUGAAGGAUUACCCGUGGACUUGCAGUAUCUGCCAGAGGACAAGAAGAGAGAAGAGGAUCCUGACAUUCGCAAGAUGCUUAUUGAGACGCUGCUAUUGCUGACGGCCACUAAAGCAGGCAGACAGAUCAUGAAGAGAAAAAACGUCUACCCCAUCAUGAGAGAAUUUCACAAGUGGGAGAAGGAACCGCAAGUCAUUUCGGCUUGUGAAAAAUUGGUUCAGGUCUUGAUCGGGGACGAGCCAGAGGCCGGGAUGGAGAAUCUGAUGGAGGUGGAGAUUCCUGCUGAUGUGGAACAGAAGCUGAAGGACUUGGACGCCAAAGAGCAGGAGCAAAUUGAGAAGGAGAUGGAGGAGCUGCGCGAGGAGAAGAGCGAAAAGGAGAAACCGGAGGGGCAGAGAGAGGAGAGCGGGGAGAGCCAGCCAACCAGCACAAGUCCAGAAGGGCUGGAGAGAUGAACACGCCCUGACUUAUCAUCUUGUGUUAGGACCAGUGUUCACACGAAAAACAUCACAAAACCCACCCUGGAACAUGGACAGAACAACAACACGUCACUUCUCCUCCGGGUGUCAUGGACUUUGAACAAUAUGUGUUUUAUUGUCACGUGUUAUCAAAUGGAAAUCUAAUCCAGAU
Messenger RNA from Chanos chanos (milkfish), 1467 nucleotides. RefSeq names its product HGH1 cochaperone (gene hgh1). NCBI's taxonomy places the organism in Eukaryota, Metazoa, Chordata, Actinopteri, Gonorynchiformes, Chanidae. The transcript has 7 exons. The record is from RefSeq and is a predicted model, not a curated record. The coding region runs from base 102 to 1292 and encodes 396 amino acids.